Messenger RNA from Gallus gallus (chicken), 1188 nucleotides. RefSeq lists its product as uncharacterized. The record is from RefSeq and is a predicted model, not a curated record. Lineage: Eukaryota; Metazoa; Chordata; Aves; Galliformes; Phasianidae. The transcript has 9 exons. Bases 1 to 1188 code for a protein of 395 amino acids.
AUGACUCUGCUGCUUGCUGGCUGGAGCACGGCCUUCAUCCUGGGAGAUGCCCUGGUUGCUAAGGGAGAAGAAUAUCACAACAUCCCCAGUAAUGGGAACUUCUCUAAUCAGUUCUUCUUGAUUGUAGAUGAUGACAUUGGUGCGCCCUAUUCAGAUGAUAGUCUGAAUCCAGGUUUUGUGCCUCGGGGUCAACCCAGAGGCCCUCUUGCUCAAUCCGCACAGCAGAAUCCUGUCCCUGAGCCUGGGGUGGACUCCAGGGAGGUCUCCCGGUGUGACUGGAAUGAAGGUGCUCCAGCUUCCCCUCUGAGUUCCAGGACUGAAACUCCGGCAGAUCACAUGGAAGUGCCCCCAGGGAGGGCCUUGCUGGUUUCUCGGCUCCUUCCUGCGAUGGAGACCAGUUGGAAUCCCAUGGGUCCGCAAAGAGGAAACAGAGGAAAGGAUACACCUAGAAGAGGGAAGUACUACUGGUGGUCAUCCCGUGUCCUAAAGGAACCCGUGAAGAAAAUGGAGAAGGCAGCGCAUGGUGGGACUAAAGGGACUGACCAAGAGACUGUGCAGAAGGAGCCAUUGCAGGAAAGCAGCAGUGACACACGGCCAGUCUCUGACAGAAAAACACAGGCAGAACAAGCAGCUGGAUUGCCAGGGGUGGAUGUUGGGAAAAUCACAACGGCCGCUGUUGGCGAAGAGCUGCGAAAACACCACAUCCCAGUGAUUGCUGUGGUCUCCGCUGUGCUGCUGUCCGUGCUGAUGCUGGCCUGUGUUCCUAUGCUGUGGAUGUGGAAAAAAUAUCUGGCACGCAAGACAGAGCGGACAGCAGCAAGACAAGCUGACUGGGAGAGAGAUCAAAACAGAGAUGAAGGCAGAGCGGAGCUGGGGGAGGCUGCAAAGGAGGAUGUCCUCGACCAAGGAAAAAUCAUCUCCAGGCCAUUCUCCUGGUCCUUUGAAGCAGAAUUUGCUGACCUGUGCAACAGAAUCAGAGCAGACCCCUCCCUUCAGCCCAUGCAUCCCAGCAGCUCUCCUACUGUCAACGUCUCUUCCCUCAGUAGCUGCAGCUCUCAGGAUACCCCUGAGCCAUCCAGUGCCCCUGUUACCCGGUGCCAAGAAGGCUCGGGUUCAUUUGGAGGGUCCCACUUUGUGAUUAAUAAAGACAUUCCAUUCAAAAGCUGCUGCUGUGACCAUUUCCAUUGA